UUCCAUUGCAUGCCAAAAAAACAUGAGCAAAGAGAAAUUGCUUCUGUUUCAUCGUUUCAACGAUGAAAAGAGUAGUUUCCAUUCGUUGCGCGUUAGGGUUGUGCAGCUAUGGAGCGACUAUUGGGGUUUCUUCAAGAAAGCAUUGGAAAUGGGAAGAAAAGACCCCCGGAAAAUAAUAUAUGCCGUCAAGAAUGGCUUCGCGUUGGCCGUUGUAUCAUUGUUAAUAUUUUGGAAAGACCCUCUUUCCGACGUCUCCCAGUUCGCAAUUUGGGCAAUCCUCACUGUCAUUGUCAUGUUCGAGUUUAGUAUAGGAGCAACUUUCAUCAAGGGGUUCAACCGUGGAUUGGGUACGUUUUGUGCUGGAAUGCUCGUCUUUCUCUUUGCUGAGCUGGCGAUCCUAGCUGGAGAUUGUGAAAAGGUCGUAAUCGUUAUAAGUUUCUUCAUCAUUGGAUCAAUUGCAUCGUACUUAAAACUGUAUCCGACAAUGGCACCGUACGAAUACGGAUUCCGAGUAUUCGUACUGACUUAUUGUAUACUAAUGGUGGCUGGGAACAGAACUAGGGAAUACACAACGGCAAUUUUAACUAGAUUGGUUCUUAUUGCCGUCGGUGCUUGUAUUUGCUUCAUCAUCAACAUUAGUAUUUACCCCAUUUGGUCUGGCGAUGAUUUGCACAGCUUGGUCGUCAAUAAUUUCAAGGACCUUGCUACUUCUUUGGAAGGUUGUGUGAAUGGAUACUUGAAAUACGUCGAAUACGAAAGAGCACCGACUAGGUUUUCAACUCAAGCAACGGAGGAUCAACUCUAUUAUAAAUCAGUGAUAGAAUCUGCAACCAAAGAAAAAACAUUGUUAGGGUUUGCUGUAUGGGAACCGCCACAUGGGCGGUACAAGAAACUUGGUCAUCCAUGGACGACUUAUGUCAAAGUAAGCACUGCAGUGAGGCAUUGCGCGUAUACUGUCAUGGCACUACAUGGAUGCAUUUUAUCAGAGAUCCAGGCGCCGCCAGAGAAAAGGCAGAUUUUCCGCAGCCAGCUGCAAAGCGUCAGCGCGGAAGGGGCAAGAGUUCUCCGCCAACUGGGGGAUAAAAUAGAAAAGAUGGAGAAAAUAGGUACAUCGGAAAACAUACUCAAACAAGUGCACGAGGCCGGCGAACAAUUGCAGAAGAAGAUCGACCAGAGAUCGUUUCUUCUCGUCAAUUCCGGAAACUGGGAAAUCGGAAACCCCACAAACACGGAGCUCGAUUAUCAGGACGACGACGUCGUCUCGAUCGAAAGGGGACAACAACACGAUUCUCUGCAAUUGGGCUUCAAAUCGCAGAGCGAAGCAGCGAUUCACAUACCUUCGUCUCUAACAUUCGUCAAAAGUUUGGCGAAUAAAGAUCUGAAGAAGAAACCGCAAACGCUGAGAAAGCUUGUUCCGUGGCCGUCGUGGAUCUCGUUCGAAGGAGCCGGUCUGAUCAAAGAAGACGAAGUGAAGACUUACCAGAGCGCCAGCGCGUUGUCGUUGGCCACGUUUGCUUCGCUGCUGAUUGAAUUUGUGGCGCGGCUUCAGAAUGUGGUUGAUUGCUUCGAGGAGCUCAGUGAAGAAGCGGGGUUCGCAGAUCCCGAUGUCGUGCUUUUGGAAGAACGACGCUUUGGCCAUUGGGCAAGACUCUGUACCUUUAGGUUCAAGGCCUAAAGUUUUUUUUUUAUUUUUUUUUAUUUUUUUAUUUUAUAGUAGACGUAUAAGAUGUCAAAUUUGUUGAUAUUAGUUAUACAUUUUUUUUCAUCCAAUUUGUAUUUCAUUAUGAUUGUCGAAAUUCGAAUUAUGUAUAAGAUGUUGAUGGAAAUUAUGUAUAAAAUGUCGAAAUUGCGAAAUCAAAGUCCACGUAGUUUUCUUA
This is a messenger RNA of Erythranthe guttata (spotted monkey flower), 1877 nucleotides long. RefSeq names its product aluminum-activated malate transporter 9. The record is from RefSeq and is a predicted model, not a curated record. Lineage: Eukaryota; Viridiplantae; Streptophyta; Magnoliopsida; Lamiales; Phrymaceae. Gene Ontology annotation, biological process: malate transport.